GGUCAUGCCAGAGUAUCAGGGUUGGCAUGAUGCAAUCAGCUAAUUGGCACAUUCAGUAGCUCGUAGUCAGUAGAUUGGGAUUCAGGUAAUGAUGCUGAUGUAACCACCUGGGAGGAAUAGCAGAGAGAGAGAGAGAGAGGAGCUGAGGCAUCGGAAGGACUCUGGCAGGAGGGAGUGACACUAUUUCUUGGGAGGAGAGAAAGGGGAACGCCCAGAUCAGCGAGGAGGUGUCAGUGGGGUAUUGCUGGAAGGCAGCUCAGAGAGACCGGAUCAUUGCUGCUACCUUCUUACUGCCCUCCAUGGUAUUUGUACCUGCAGGACGUGCUAUCCCUCCCCUCUCACCUGGAGUGUGGACCAUGGGACCCCUGCAAGAGAGCAAGAAAAUGCAAGAAAAGGAGAUUGCGCGAAGCCGCAUCCCCCGCCUGGUUCUCCGCCCGUACUUGCCAAAGCAGAAAGCAUCUCCUUCUUCCGAUUCACCAUGCUCAGAAGAGGAGAGCAAGGACUUCAACCUGACCUCAAGUCGAUCUACAAGGACCAUAAGUAGCAACAGCUUCUGCUCAGAUGACACGGGGUGCCCCAGCAGUCAAUCUGUUUCUCCGGUUAAAACUCCCUCUGAUGCUGGUAUGAGCCCGAUGAGGUUCUGUGCGGGAAGUGAUGAUGAUUAUAGUCUCAAGACAGUUGCCGUUGACAGUUUUCCAGAUGGGAACGUUCAGCCAGCCCGAUACAAGAAGGAGCUGAAGACUGGACUACCGAAAACAGGAAGUGAAGCGGAUUUCAGUUCAUCCAGCAGUACCGGCAGCAUAUCCGCCCCAGAGGUCAACGUGAGUGCUGUGUCCGGGGGCAAGAAGACGUCAUUCUCACGCAAGCUGCCUUACCGCGCAGAGCCUCAGAAACGCGUCCCCAGGAUAGCCGCAGAGAGCCGUGUGUCUCCUGGACAGGGUCACACGUGUUCAUCAGGGAAACCGGUGCACAGUCCCCCUGCGUCCCGUGACCUCUUCUCCGUGAUGUACAGGAGUCCGAUGAACCCGGCGAAUGCUCAUGAUGCAUAUGGAAUCUCCUCUCCCAGCACCAGUAACUCGGGCUCCUACAAAGGCAGCGACACCAGCCCCACCCUGAGGCGUACCGUGCGGUACACCUCUUGCGGCAAUAACCACGGCAUCAAACCGCCUUCUCCUGAGCAGUAUCUGACGCCACUACAACAGAAGGAGGUCUGCAUUCGCCACCUGAACGCAAAGCUGAAAGAGUCCCGGGGUGCACUACAGGAAAGGGAAUCGGAAAUAGAAGACUUGAAAUCUCAGCUAGCCCGUAUGAGAGAAGACUGGAUUGAAGAGGAGUGCCAUCGCGUUGAGGCCCAGCUUGCCCUAAAAGAAGCCCGGAAGGAAAUAAAACAAUUAAAGCAGUUUAUCGAGACUAUGAAAGACAGUUUGGUUGAGAAGGACAAAGGAAUCCAGAAACAUUUCGUAGACAUAAAUAUUCAGAACCAGAAACUGGAGACCCUGCUGCGCAGGAUGGAGUUGGCCCAGGAUGAGGCAUUCAGAGAUGAACCGUGCUUGGACUACAUUUGCAGAUCACCAGGAGCUUCUCUGACUGAGAGUGCGAUGUAUGAUAAAAUCUCAGAAGGACUACAAAUGGAAGACCAAGCCACCGAGGAAAUGGCAGACUGUGAUCUGCUCCUGAACGAUGACUUUGCAAACCGAGACGAUCUGUACGAGGACAGUAUGAUGGAAACCAGGAGUGACCUUGGUAGUCUGGCCAAUCUGAAUUCUACUUUGCUGGCCGGCAUUCGUUUUGAGAAGGAUGACGAAAAAGUACAUUCGAAAUGGGCUCAAGGUUCGCGCUGGAUGGAGCAGGCAAUCCAGACAGAUGUUGUUCCUUACAGCCUGGAUCUUGAAAACCUCAUCCUCAAGAUUUUUAAAUCCUACAAUGACAAUCCAAUUGGUAGAUCAUCCUCUUUUCUACAUGGUAUCCAAUUCAUAUGUUCUGCGGGUUCCACAGGUGUAAUUGACUUGACCCCCGAUGAUCCCAAUUCAGCCAUCCUUUUAUCCCCAGAUUCCCUUCAUAGUGAUCUACUUCCCGUUGCCUUCUCAAACCGUGCCAUGAAAGAACUUGAUUUUGACAGACCUUCACUGCGACCAUCCUGUAAUGGGACAGUGCAAACCGGUCUGGCCAAAACACACUGGAGCAACCAUUUUUUAACUGAUCUUUUAGCUGUGGCUGUGCCUAUGCUCCCUACAGUUUUAUGGGCAUUCAAUACGCAGAGAGGAAAUCCCGACCCUGCUUUCAACAUUGGCACUAUGAUGCGUGGCUGCUGCUUGAUGGCUUUACAUACACUACGCAAAACAUCUGACGGUUCUUGUGUUUAGAACAUAACAUUUUCAGUGGGGGGUGGGGUGGUGGUCAGUUAGGGGCCGAUUCAAUUACGUGACCUGACAGUGGGACGACUUUGCGGCAUGUGCGUUGCUCACUUAUUUCUGCUCGCAGCCCAUGCAGGAGCGAGCAGAAAUGGGCUACUACCACUGCCACUUGCGCAGCACCUGUCUUUGAAUUUGCCUCUUAGUGUGAUAAUAGACCAUUAUAUGUAGCAAUGAUUGUAUUUAGCGUCUGUUACAUGGAAUGUUCUCUUUAGAAAAGCCAAACCCUUCCAAAAGUGAGUUUCUAUUAUUAUUAUUAUUAUUAUUAUUUAUUUUUUAAUGAAACUGUCAAUUAUUAUCUAUAUUGGGCAUUAAUCUAUAAGGAAACACAAACGUUUCAACUCUUUUAUAUAGUCCCCCAGGUAUGGUCUACUAUCGCACCAAUUUACCACCCACCCACUUACUGUAACUUUGCACCAGGAUUUAAUUUAUUUUUACAGUUAUCUCGUCCAAAAGGUAGGGAUUCCCCUAUUUAUCGUGUCUUAAAUUGGGGGCUGCGUGUUAUCUGCCAUUUUGAUUUUUUUUUAAUCUCUAAUAAUCUAUUAUAACUAUAUAGUUCCUAAACUAUUAAAUUCAUUUAGACACUUGGCUUUACCCGGUGUUGCUUUUGCUAAGCACUUUCUAUAGACUGCAUGAUGAAAUUGCAAUCCAUAAAAGGACCCUAAAGUGGACAAAUUCAGUCCUAAUCUAGGCGGAGCAUUGUUAGAUUAUAGAGUUAAUAGAAAUAUGAUACUUUCUCAUUUGUAUCGUUAGCGACUGCACGUAGAGCACUUAUCAAAUUGAGUAACUUCAAUUUGACACUACUUCACCUAAGUUUUCAUUUUGCACUUUAUCACUGAACCCUCUCAAAGCUUCUUUGAAGCAACCAAAAAAGGAAAAAAAAAUGAUAUAUAGCUUUUCUUCUCCCCUCUAUAUAAAUUGCACUAAAAUACUAAAAUAAAGUUAUUGAAUUUAAAAUGUUUAUUUACAAAUUUUUAUUUUCAAAGGUUUGAAUUUAAAAUCUUUAUUUAAAAUCUAUUUGACUUUCAAAGGUUUGAAUUUAAAAUCUUUAUUUAAAGGUCAUUGAAUUUCAACUGUUGCACUUUAGUUAAAUCUUUAUUUAAAAUCUAUUUGACUUUCAAAGAUUUGAAUUUAAAAUCUUUAUUUAAAAGUCAUUGAAUUUAAAAUGUUGUACUUCAGUUCUAAAACCGAUUUAUAGUGCAGCCUGGCUGCGCUUUAACGAGUUUAUUAGCUAGGCUUAUUGUGUGAUUUUUCCUCAUUGUCCUGCACUAGUUCAUCAGCACUGGGAAGAUUAUCUUACCUCAAAGUACUCUUGUAUAAUGUAGUCUACUCUUUUGUGUGUUUGUAAUGUAUAUGAAAACGUUUCAAAUACUCCUAGCAAAGCUGCUGUUCUCCGCGUCAUUUCAUAGGGCCCCAGUUUCCGCUGUAGGUAUGCUUGGCUAUCUGUGAAGUAUUUAUUGUUACCUAUGGUAAUGUGUUUUAUUGGUAACUGCAUUGUAUCAGAGCAUGUUUGUACUGAAAGAUGUGCCUGUAUUUAAGAGGUUUAUUGAAAGUGUUUACAGCAUAAAACGGCAUGAUGAGGUGUAUUUAUAGACUUUAACGUGUAUAGUGAUUACAAUAAAAUUCUAUAAGUGGACGUUUUUCUUAUUUAUUAUCUAUUGUGUUGCUGUAUGCAAAGAUUUGCUUGUCUGAUGUCUGUGUACAGAUCAUUAAAUAAACUGGCCUUGUCUACUCAA
Pseudophryne corroboree (corroboree frog) is the source of this 4147-nucleotide messenger RNA. RefSeq names its product syntabulin (gene SYBU). The coding region runs from base 300 to 2363 and encodes 687 amino acids. The transcript has 8 exons. Gene Ontology annotation, biological process: synapse maturation; axonal transport of mitochondrion. The record is from RefSeq and is a predicted model, not a curated record. Gene Ontology annotation, cellular component: cytoplasmic microtubule. Lineage: Eukaryota; Metazoa; Chordata; Amphibia; Anura; Myobatrachidae.